Molecule: messenger RNA, 1542 nt
Organism: Dichotomopilus funicola
Lineage: Eukaryota; Fungi; Ascomycota; Sordariomycetes; Sordariales; Chaetomiaceae
Exons: 2
Coding region: 1-1542 (513 amino acids)
Molecular function (GO): hydrolase activity, acting on carbon-nitrogen (but not peptide) bonds
Source: RefSeq, a predicted model, not a curated record
AUGUCGCCCAACCGCAUAACCGUCCACACUUCGACCCUUUUUGAGCCCAUUCGCAAGGCCUUCUUGGACAAUGUAUCUAUCGAGGUUGAUACCAAGGCCGGCGCCAUUGUCGGCCUACUCUUUCGCGAUUCCCCGGACAUCCCCUUACCUCUCGGUGAUGGGGAGAUCGACCUGCGCGGCAAGGUUGUGCUGCCGGGGUUUGUCGACUCCCACACCCAUAUCUUCCUCCAUUCCGACAGCGACCGCUACCACUCCCUCCAGAUGCGCGAUGAAUCCCCCGUCGAACGCAUCGUGCGCGCCACCAACCACGCCCGCGCUGCGCUCAUGGCCGGCUUCACCACAUACCGUGACCUAGGCACCGAAGCUUUGGGUGCCGCCGACGCCAAUUUCCGUGACUGCAUCAACCGCGGCUUGACCGCGGGCCCCCGCAUGUUUGUGGCCACGGAGGCCCUUGCCUCCAACGGCGGGUACGAGAUCCGGACCGAGAACCGUCUCGCCCUCGGCUCGACGCUAGGCCUGUCAUUGCCUCGUGCGGCGGACUUGGUGGAUGGCCCCUUUGCUGCGAGGGCUGGCGUAAGGAGGCGGAUUGGAGAGGGCGCAGAUGUGAUUAAGUUUUAUGGGGAUUAUCGGAAGCGGAUCAUGAGGUUCCCUCCGGAUGUCCCGGGACCUGGGGGUACCAUCCAGUUUCCGCCCGACCGGAGGGAACGGAACCCAGCCAUUCCACUCUUUUCGCAGGAGGAAAUGGAUGCGAUUGUCGCGGAGGCUAAACUAACUGAUGUGCCCGUUGCUGCGCAUGCGGUCGAGACGAGGACAGCCUUGAUGGCUGCCCGUGCCGGGGUGACCACCAUAGAACACAUAUUUGUGGACACAGAAGGGUCUCGAGAGGAGAUGGUGGAGGAAAUGCGGAAGCAAAAGACUAUCUGGGUGCCGACGUUAGCGACGGCGGAGGAGGGUUUUGACGAGAAGAAGUUUUCGCAGUGCAAGGCUGCGGUUAAGCAGGCAUUCGACAGGGGCGUCAAACUGGCUGCGGGCGGGGACACAGGCGUGUUCAACCACGGACUAAACUCCCGCGAGAUGGAGAUCUAUAUGGAAAUGGGCAUCCCUGUCGAAGACGCGCUCGUGGCCGGCACCUACGCCGGGUGGCUCGCCUGUGGUGGUGACUCUUCUGGGUUCCGGUUUGGCUGGUGGGACCAGGGCAACCGCGCCGACAUUGUUGCCCUGGAUGAUGAUCCGCGCCGCGAUCCCAAGGCUCUGCGCAAGGUCAGCUUUGUGAUGAAGGACGGCCGUGUAUGGAAGAGGGAUGGGCAGCCUGUGGAUAUGAUUCCUGCCACCUCGUGGCCCGAACCAACCACGGUGGCCGAAAAGGACGUGGACUCUCCCAAAGAGCUGAGUGAAGAACAGAAGAGACGGACAAAGGCGGCGGUUGCGUUCGUGGGGAUGAACCCGUCGGUGUUGAGUAUGAGGGGCAGCUCGGGUAACCCAACUCCAGCUGCGUCGGACGGGGGAUGGGAAACGGAGUCGUUGGAUGUGAAAGUUAGGUAG